AUGAGUGAGCUACAGGAGCUAAUGAUAACGGCAAAAGGAAAAAAUCUUUCAGAUUGCAAAAGAUCUUUUAUCCUUCGUGAUUAUAGUGAUGGUAUUCAUGUUAAAUUUAGUACAGAGAUAUCAGGAUUAAUUGCUGAUAGAUGUGAAAGAGAAGUAUGGAUUGAUUUUAUUACAACUAUAAAUGAAAAAUUUGCUGAAGCAUCAUCUGUUGACGUUCAAUCUGUUAGUGAAACAAUACUUAAUUGUCUUACUUGUUACCUAUCAACUGUUUUCUUUCAAUCAAAAUAUCAAAAAAAACUUAAUUCAAUUAUGAGGUAUAUUGAAGAUAAAAAUAAAACUGUUUUUAUACAAAGAAAACUUUUUGUCGUAAAUCCAAUGAAGAAAGGCUUACGUGUCCUUGAAGUUAUAUGUCUCAAUGAAUUUGAAGCUCCUCCGCCACAAGUCCUCAAUAAUUCGAUACCUUUAGUUCCAAGAUAA
This is a messenger RNA of Strongyloides ratti, 477 nucleotides long. RefSeq names its product Golgin subfamily A member 7/ERF4 domain-containing protein. Bases 1 to 477 code for a protein of 158 amino acids. Gene Ontology annotation, cellular component: palmitoyltransferase complex. NCBI's taxonomy places the organism in Eukaryota, Metazoa, Nematoda, Chromadorea, Rhabditida, Strongyloididae. The record is from RefSeq and is a predicted model, not a curated record. The transcript is spliced from 2 exons. Gene Ontology annotation, biological process: protein targeting to membrane; peptidyl-L-cysteine S-palmitoylation.